AUGCUUAUGAAGCAUCUCCGGUUGGCCACCUCCGCUGGAGCGCCGAUCAUUUCGAUCGGACCUGCGUGUUGCGUAUUCUGCGUAUUCGACGCAUCCAACGUCUCUUUGCAACCCUCCCUUUCGUUGAAGUCUACUAUCAUGGCUAUUGAGUAUCUGGACGGCCAGAUCCUGGUUCGGGGCAUUGCGGUGACUUUGAUCCUCGUUCUUGUAUGCCAGUUCUUUAGGGACCUCGCAGAUGGCUUCCCCUACUGGAAUAUCCCCAUCAUAGGACGAGGUAGAUGGGAGCUUUCCAACGCCAAAGCCAAAGAGCGCUAUGUCAGCUCGGCCAAAGAACUUGUUGAGCAAGGUUUUAGUGAGGGCAAUACAGUGUUCCAAAUGAUGUUUGACCAUGCUCCGGUGAUCGUUUUGCAUCCAUGCUAUAUCGAUGAAAUCAAAAACAGCCCACAUCUGAGCUUUACGGAGUCUAGUAAGAAGAUGUUUUUUGGUGUUAAGAUCCCGGGGUUUGAGCCCUUUGAUGGAGGUGACGACAAAUAUAACCUUGUUCGCGAAAUGGUCGGCAAAAAACUUACGUACCAGGUCCUUGGAAGCCUUAUUUUUCCUCUAUCAAGAGAAACAGCUGCUGUGCUGAACGAAAAUUUACCCAAAUCCAAUGAGUGGCAACCGUUCAUACUGGGGCUGGAAGUCCCGUACAUCGUUGCUCGAUUGUCUUCCUUGGUCUUCCUAGGAGAAAAUAUCUGCCGCGACAAGGGCUGGCUGAACGUCUCGGUCAAUUAUGCAACCGAUGGAUUCCAUGCUGCUCGCAAUCUUAGACUCUGGCCGGCAAUCCUCCGACCAUGGGUGCACUGGUUCAUGCCAUCGAUGCAGAGGCUCCGGAAGCAUAUCGUGGUUGCUAAUGAGAUCAUCCAACGGGAGAUGCACAGAAGAGACAUGAUCCGCCAAGGCAAGGUGCUCGAAAAUGACCAUUCCAGGAUGCAUGAAGAUGCUUUGGAUUGGCUUGCAGAAGUUGCCAAUGGACGGCCAUUGAAUAUGACACGGUCCCAGAUAUCAAUGUCUCUAGCUGCCAUCCACACCUCGUCUAAUCUAGUGCUGAACAUCAUGUACGACUUGAUAGCGUAUCCAGAAUACAUCCAGCCGCUGAGAGACGAGAUAAAAGCUGUCCUGGAGGAAGACGGUGUGUUGAAGAAGAGCAGUCUCUUGAAGAUGAAGAAGUUGGAUAGCGUCAUGAAGGAGACCCAGCGACUGAACCCCGUUAGUCUAGCUUUUCUUAACCGGAUCGCAACCGAAGACAUUACGCUUUCCAACGGGACUCAUAUUCCCAAAGGUGCCACUCUGACUGUGUCAGCCCAUACGAUGCAAGAUGAGGCAGUGUACCCGAACGCGAACACCUACGACGGCUUCCGAUUCUACAACAUGCGUCAGAUCCCGGGUAACGAGCAUCGGUUCCAGCUGGUGUCGACGAGCCCGGAACACCUUGGCUUCGGUCAUGGCCUGCAUGCAUGCACCGGCCGAUUCUUCGCCGCCACUGAAAUCAAAAUUCUCCUCAUCCACCUGCUGAUGAAAUACGAUUGGAAAUUUGCCGACAGGACGGGGCGACCGAAAUCGUUCAUGUAUGGAAUGGAGAUCAUUGGCGACCAGACGGUGAAGUUGCUGUACAAGGCGCGACAGCCUGAGGUUGACCUCGCUAGGCUUGGUGAAGGGAUCCUUGAAUAA
Messenger RNA from Aspergillus tanneri, 1710 nucleotides. RefSeq names its product cytochrome P450. Bases 1 to 1710 code for a protein of 569 amino acids. Gene Ontology annotation, molecular function: monooxygenase activity; oxidoreductase activity, acting on paired donors, with incorporation or reduction of molecular oxygen; heme binding. The record is from RefSeq and is a predicted model, not a curated record. The transcript is spliced from 7 exons. NCBI's taxonomy places the organism in Eukaryota, Fungi, Ascomycota, Eurotiomycetes, Eurotiales, Aspergillaceae.